Perkinsus marinus ATCC 50983 is the source of this 1107-nucleotide messenger RNA. RefSeq lists its product as hypothetical. Gene Ontology annotation, molecular function: protein-folding chaperone binding; protein folding chaperone. The transcript is spliced from 11 exons. Gene Ontology annotation, cellular component: nucleus; cytoplasm. Lineage: Eukaryota; Perkinsozoa; Perkinsida; Perkinsidae. The coding region runs from base 1 to 1107 and encodes 368 amino acids. The record is from RefSeq and is a predicted model, not a curated record.
AUGCCUUGUGAGGAGAGUUUUACCUAUUGUGGAAUGGAACGGAAGUAUCGGGCGACAGCUGAGGAUUUGAAAAUCAUUGAAAGGUUCGUCAAAGACGUUUGUGUGAGACACGCUGAGGAGCCGUUAGUGAAGGAAAGAUGGUAUGGGGCGAAGGAGCUGGCCGAUGAGGUCAACGGCAAAGUUAUACAGUUUCAGAAGGUGGCUGGAUUCGAACUUGCGCCUCGAACUCGCCCAGUGUCUGUUCGCAUUGGAGUGGUCGAUGUUGGGCUUGCUUCGAUUACAGCAGAUGAGUUCGACGAGGAUUUGGCCGUUCCGAUGCUCACUGAGUUGUCUGUGGAGGAGGUAAAUUUGGGGUUGCCUCGUGCUUCUAAUCUAGGGUAUGUCCGUGCUGUUAUGGGCAAAUUGCCGGUGCUGAAGGCGCAGGCACGGUCCUUCGCCACCCAGUGUGGGCCUAAGGACUACUACAGUGUAUUGGGCGUCUCUCGCAAUGCAUCUCAAGAUGACAUCAAGAAGGCCUAUCGUAAGCAAGCGAUGAAGUGGCACCCAGAUCGAAAUCCGGAUAAACGUGAUGCAGCUGAGGAGCGUUUCAAGAAUAUAGGAGAGGCCUAUCAGACUCUCGGGGAUGAGUCCAAACGCAGACAGUACGAUGCAUUCGACAACGGCUCAUCUCCGUAUGGAGGUGGCGCUAGUACAAGAAGGCCUACGGGUCCUAGCGCGGGAACGUCGGGACCGUUCCCGGGGACCUCGGGACCGUUCCCAGGGAGCAGUGGCUUCGCACGGGGUGGUUUCCCCGACAGUGAGGGCUUCACUCAAGGCAAUGCUUAUUACAGACAAAUGUCAAUGGAAGAAGCACAGGAACUCUUCAAGAGAGCAAUGGGCAUGGAUUUAGAUGAGCUCUUACGGAGCGCGAUGAGAGAUAGUUUUGGAAACCCAAUGGACUCUGGAUUUUAUCGAACGUCGACCCAAGUCGGAUGCGUCGAGUCGCAGAAGCGGCCAGAAACCUUUCGCGAGCUCUCCGAAUUUGCGCGGGUGGAUUCCGGCUCGCUCUUGGGGGAUAUGGGGGGAGACUUUUGGAAACGCGUUCAGAAGACCACCAGCUCCCAAUAA